AUGAAAGAUGGCCUUGUCUAUGCAGCAAUAUUCCGAGCUGUACAAAGGGGGAUUAUUGAGUUCGUUAUUCGUUUAUGUAAAGUAGAUCCGGAUAUAUUGUGGGAAAAUAAUUCAAUGGGAAGGAACAUAUUUCAGUAUUCAAUUGAGUGUCGCCAGGAAAAAGUAUAUAGCCUCAUAUAUGGGGUUGGUCAGAGAAAUCUUAUUGCAACAUUUGCAGAUGCUUCUGGAAAUGAUAUGCUACAUCUUGCAGGGAUGCUAUCUCCAACAGAAAAACUUGAUCGUAUUUCAGGUGCAGCCUUGCAAAUGCAGAGAGAAAGACAAUGGUUCAAGGAGGUGAAAAGUCUUGUAGUUUUACCCUCGGGAGUGGGAGCUUUCAAUAAACAGGGUAUGAGACCCCAUGAACUAUUUACCCAGAACCAUAAUAAAUUGAAGGAAGAAGGAGAAAAGUGGAUGAAAGAUGCAGCAACCUCUUGUACAGUUGUAGGUGCUCUCACUAUUACCAUCAUGUUUGCUGCAGCCUUCACGGUGCCUGGUGGAAACAAUGGAGGAACAGGCUUUCCCUUGUUCUUAGAUGAAAAGAUGUUUUUGGUUUUUAUAGUUUCAGAUGCUAUAUCACUCUUUUCUUCCACAACUUCAGUGUUGAUGUUUUUGGGAAUCCUUACAUCACGAUAUGCAGAAGACGAUUUUCUAAAAUCCUUACCCACAAAGAUGAUAAUCGGCCUUUCAACACUCUUGAUUUCCAUCGCUUCCAUGAUGGUUGCCUUUUGUUCUGCUCUUUUCCUUAUGCUUCAUGAAAAACUAUGGAUUGUCAUUCCAAUCAUUUUCCUCUCCAGCGUUCCAGUCACCUUAUUUAUUUGGAUGCAAUUUCCUGUUCUUGUUGAGAUUUUCAUUUCUACAUAUGGAGGAGGGAUAUUUGACAAGAAAGUGAGACGGUGGAUAUAA
This is a messenger RNA of Prunus dulcis (almond), 942 nucleotides long. RefSeq names its product ankyrin repeat-containing protein ITN1-like. Bases 1 to 942 code for a protein of 313 amino acids. The transcript is spliced from 2 exons. The record is from RefSeq and is a predicted model, not a curated record. NCBI's taxonomy places the organism in Eukaryota, Viridiplantae, Streptophyta, Magnoliopsida, Rosales, Rosaceae.